Hevea brasiliensis (rubber tree) is the source of this 977-nucleotide messenger RNA. RefSeq lists its product as uncharacterized. The coding region runs from base 133 to 753 and encodes 206 amino acids. NCBI's taxonomy places the organism in Eukaryota, Viridiplantae, Streptophyta, Magnoliopsida, Malpighiales, Euphorbiaceae. The transcript has a single exon. The record is from RefSeq and is a predicted model, not a curated record.
AGGUUUGCCAAAUUAACCAGCCAAAGUCGGCUUCAAAGAAAAAAAAAAAAUAAAGGCAUUCUCUCUCUUGUCAUCUCUGAGUACUUCCUCUCUCACACUCUCUCCUGCAAUCUCAAAGCCUGAAAACAAAAAAUGGCGGCAACUUCUUCUAGAAGAUCCUCGAGCGGACCGGUCAUCCGAUCGGUUUCUCCGUCAGGCAGAUUCCACCUUCCUCACUCUCCUACUUCAAAUGCUUUCGCUUCUUCCACCUCCAGCUUCGCCUCUCGCUCCUCUACCUUAUUUUCUGGGUACCACCAAUACCACAGAUCUGCAUCCCCAACUCGUGUUAACUUGUACGGAAACUCUCCGUCUGCCCCUUCUGUACGUAUCUCACUUGAUCGUCCGAUCUCCCCCAAUCGCUCCAUCUCCACCAUCAAUACUCCUCGCGGCCAACAAGUCGUCAGGGAGCCUAGAACUACCAAGAGAACUUGUAUGUGCUCGCCUACGACGCACCCGGGGUCCUUCCGUUGCAGCCUCCACAAGAACAUGAACAAUUCACACUCCGCCCCCAAUUGCUCGCCUAAUACUCGCUUAAACGCGCGCAGAUCGGCGAUGACUAACUCGUUGGUGAGAAUCUGUGGAGUGGAGGGUGAUUUGGUCAAGAGAGCUUUGUCAGCUUUGAUUCGGCCGUCUUCACACCAGCAAAGGCGGCGCGCAGCUUUCCAGUCUCGACCGAGUCGGCUCUCUGUCAUGAGCAAAGCCGAAGAUUUGUGAUAAUUAGGGGUAUUUCAGACAACAAACUUCUUGCUCGAUUAAUUGUCGUAAUUUUCCUGCGACGGAGAGGCUCAGUUCCGGCGAGUGGCAGCGCACGAGAAUCGCAACGGACAUGUUUUAUUGGAUCCGAUAGCAGGAGCUUGAUAUCUAUAUAUUUUUUAGUGUACAUACCUACAACGAUAUAUGAAAGAGUUGUGGCCGUGAAUGGCCAAAUUCAGGACUAA